AUGAGAAAAAAAUACGGUUUUGUAUUCGAAGAACUUCUAAUCCGUUACUUUAUAUCUUUCUCGCUCUCUCUCUUUUUCUCUUUCUCUCUCUCUCUCUCUUUGUCUCUCUCUCUUUUUUUCUCUCUCUCUUUGUCUCUCUCUCUUUUUCUCUCUCUUUCUCUCUCUUUAUUUUUGUCUCUCUCUUUUUUCUCUCUCUCUUUCCCUCUCACUCUCUUUGUCUCUCUCUCUUUUUCUUUCUCUCUUUAUCUCUCUUUGUCUCUCUCUCUUUUUUCUCUCCCUCUUUGUCUCUCUCUCUUUUUCUCUCUCUCUCUCUUUUUCUCUCUCUCUCUUUUUCUCUCUCUCUUUGUCUCUCUCUCUUUUUUUUCUCUCUCUUUUUUUCUCUCCAUUUGUCUCUCUCUCUUUUUCUCUCUCUUUUUUUCUCUCUCUUUGUCUCUCUCUCUCUUUCUCUCUCUCUCUUUAUCUCUCUCUGUAUCUCUCUCUAUUUCCUUUUUCUCACAUUCUUUUUCUUCAUCUAUCUCUUUCAUUCUCUUUCGCACUAACUCUAUUUCUUUUAGCUUUUCUGUUUCUCUUCUCUCUCUCUCUCUCUCUCUCUUUAUCUUUCUCUUUCUAUCCUCUUCACCUUUCUGUUUCCUCCUCUUUGUUUCUAUUUUUUCUCUUUGUUUUUUUUUCUUUUUCUAUCUUUCUCUUUCCUUCUAUUCAUAUUCUUCCUUUAUCUUUUUCUCUUUCCCACUCUCUCACUUAGCCUCUCUUUCUCUUUCUCUCAUUCCCUUUUUUUCACUUUUAUUUAUCUCACUUUCCUACUUUCUUUCUUUUUCUUUCUUUCUUUCUUUCCUUUUCUUUUUCUUCCUUUCUUUCUUUCUUUCUUUCUCGCUUUUUUUCUUUCUCUGUCUCUCUUUCUAUCUCGCUUUCUUUCUCGCUUUUUUUCUUUCUCGCUUUCUUUCUUUCUUUCUUUCUCGCUUUCUUUCUUUCUCUGUCUCUCUUUCUAUCUCGCUUUCUUUCUCGCUUUCUUUCUCGCUUUCUUUCUCGCUUUCUUUCUUUCUUAUGCUGGCGUUCGUUUGA
Messenger RNA from Acanthosepion pharaonis, 1059 nucleotides. The record is from the annotation of a GenBank genome assembly. NCBI's taxonomy places the organism in Eukaryota, Metazoa, Mollusca, Cephalopoda, Sepiida, Sepiidae.